GAAUAUAAGGUUAGACCUGCUAAUAAUAAGGCAUCUUCGUAAGAUUCUGUUGGGUAGAUGAUUCGCAUUGCUUCUCUUCGAAUAGUUUCGAGAUCUCUCGAAAGAUACGUAGGGAGCAUAUUCAAUUAAAUAUCUGUUGCAGGAUUUGAAUUGUACCAAUUCCAAACAACCCACUUUGGUGCGCUUUAACUGAGUUAAAAAGUACAAUAUUUUAGAAGAUUUUUUAACGAGUGGUGCUAACAUGAUAAUUCCAUUUUAAGCUGUCGGAUACAUUGGGGCCCAGAAUUUUGGCAUGUGGGACAACUUUAAGGGAGGCGUUAUUUACCGUAAUUGGUGGGAAGUCCUUUUCCGAUUUUGUAAAACUGAUUCUCAUUUCCUUACAUUUACGCUCAUUCACCACGAACUUUUCGGCUUUGGACUUGCGUGCGAACUCAUCUACGGUUGAUUGGAUAUGACUGACUUCGUCUUUUUUAACAGUUUCGGAGAUGUUUGAGUCGUCUAUCUUAAAUCGUUAAUCAUGACUAAAAAUGGCUAAGGGCCCAAUUUUGUUUCUUGCGGUACUGUUCACCCGCUGGGACCGAACCCCACUCCGAAACACAACCUUGGCGGAGUUUAACUCUUUGUUUACGGUUCAACAAGAAAUCUAUUAUUCAAUUGACAACAUUAUUUGGAAUUUCGUACGACACUAGUUUCUGAAUUAAAAUAUCGCCUUUAAUAAAGGCCUUUUUGAAAUCGAAUAGUACAAUACUCACUGUUGCACUAUUGCCAUCAGUGUCACAGUUCCAUUUAUGUAGCAUGCUAAUACGAGCAUACAGUAGGUGAUAUUCUAGCCAGGUAAUGUACCGAACUGUUGUGGGUCAACUUUUUUCAAUACAGCUGGUUUUAGAAAACACCCCCAACUACGUAUACUGAAGGUAAAAUCGGAAGGUAACCAUGUCACCCAAAGACAAGGCUUCUUGGCAUGCACGGAUCAUCUUUUUUAGGUUUCUAUUGAGGCUCGUUAGCGAUUAUUGUUUUUCUCUUUAUUGGAAAAGGGAUAUUCUUUCCAACAUACAGUAAUAGUUUUUCCUCACAAGAGAUUUUAUUAUAUAUUAAGGUUUGAAUAUCAACAGCUUCCAAGUAAGUUCUCAUCGCUAGACGUUUCGUUGGUCUGAUGUCCCUUGUUUUAAUGUUUGUUUUGGACUUGGAUGUUAUUGUUCGGGAGAGCGGUAAACUACUUUAACCGUUACGUGAUCAGAAAGACCAAAGGGCGACUGGGAGAGAGCUUAGUAGGGUAAGCAUAAUUAUAAUCUUUUAAAUUAGUUAAGAUGAGAUCCAAGGUGUUCCGGCCACGGGUGGGAAAGUUCACAAUUUGCUUUAGCACUUGGAGGAUGGUAUAACGUUCCAGUAAUUAUGCAGGGAAUUCCCCUUGGAAGACGAGUCGGGCGAGUAUGAACCCAGACGAUUUCAAAAUUACUGUCUGAAAGGUCUUGUACAAUCAUUGCAUGAAGGCUCCCACGUGUUGACUGUUAAUUCUGUCAACGAUAUUUCCCGUAUUUCUUUCAAGGAAGAAGAUAUCCCUUGAAAAGCCCCCUAGUUAAUUUUUAGGAUUACACUAUAGGCAGGCCGUAUCUACUGGAGGGGAGGGGGGGGAGUGCGACACCACCGCCCACCCACCCACCCACCCACCCAACCGCCCACCCUCCCAACAACCCACCCACCCAAAUGCUGUAAUAUGAUAGCUACAGUAAACUAUCACAGGAACAUAAUCAUAAGGGUCAGGCAAAACAACUGAAGGUAAAUUCGCCUAUCGUAUAUCCAAUUUUAAGCGCACAAAACUGCACCAAAACUCUUUCAAAUAACUCGUACAACCUACAAUAUGUUUAAACUUACUUGUGUUGUCUCUUAUUUUUUAUGAAUGUUUUCAUUUCUUUAAAAUUUUUGCAGUAUUUUGAACGUAUAAAAUACAAUUUGACAAAACUAAAAGUUCAUCUUAUUGUUGCUAAUGCUGCAGCACUCAGGGAGGUACCGAAGGUGUGUCUUUUGCAAACAAAAACGUUUCCGGUUUACAAAAAUGUUUAGGAUUUCAAAAUGGAUAUAAUAAACUGGAAACUGAACUUCAUGUCGUGUAAUUUUGGAUUGAAAUUAAACUUGUGAUUACAAAUCGCUCUCCCGCUUCGCGAACGUGCGAUUUUGUAAUCACGCGUUUGAGUUUGAGUCCAAAUUACACUACACUCACUUCAAUUACCAUUAUACAGCUAAUUCAAAAAAGGUUGUCCUUCGACCUUAAACUCUAAGUGCACAAAGAGUGAUGGGUAACUUCUUUUUAGGGCUUUUGAUUGGGCAAAUAAUCCUAGUACACUGUUACAUAUAGUUACAAUGCUAGAUUUUGAAGGACAACCUUUUUUGAAACAGCUGUAUACUAAUUAAUCUUUAAUUUAAUCUUUAAUAAGAAUUUUUACACCGUACAUCCUUUCAGUAGAACGGCGUAGUUUGAUUUUCAAAGGGCCGUGUUAUUAAAGUAAAAUAUUAAGACACACAAUUUUGCUAAUAAAAUAAUUAAACGAUGUAAAAGUGAUAUGAAAUAACUAGUUUAAGAUCGGUCUUUCGCCUCCUUUGUCUUGCCGCUUUUGGAGUGUUCCGCCUCGCAAAUAAACCGUCUGCAACUCACAACUAUUCUCGGGUAUACAUAGCCCAACGUAAUUACUAAUUAGUCCCUCGCUAUGGGCCUACGCCAUACGCGCUCCAUGCACGCGUGACUCAGUGAUGAUUCAAAGUAUCAAUAUUUUGUAGAUCAGUAAUGGCUACUGCCAGCAGUACAUCUCUUAUAUCAAACGAAGAAAGAAGAUGGGUUGUCAUUGGUGUAUGUUUGACCAAAGUGCUUACUCCUGCAUUGAGAAAUGUUCUCGCUACUGAAAUACCAAAGUGGCAUCAGGUUUUAUGUCAACCACCGACGGGAAUUGACAAACAAGUUUAUGGUCGACACCAAAAAAGGUUACACCCAUCAACCUUAAACCUCAACUAUAAAAAUAUCAACAACAAUAAUGUUCAUAAAUCGCCACUUGCAUUUGAUUAUACAGUGAAAGAUCCAUUGUCUCUGGGAAAGUUGUUUGUUCAGCCAUUCAUGCCCAAGUUCACUGGCUUUGACCAAACAAUGGACAUAUCUACAGUCUUAUCAGUGCUUGGCGAAGCUGCGCCAUUCACAGGAGCUGCUGCUCAUGCAAACACUGUUCGGUCAGACGUCAGAAACGAGUGGGCACAUUGCAACUUUGCAGAAUGGUCUGAAGCAAAAUUUAAAUCUGCUUGUCAAAGUAUGGAAACUUUACUUCAGAAUAUCAAUCUCUCACUUGAAGAUGAACAGAAAUUGUGUGAUGAAUUGAAUAGCUGGAAAGACAAAGGUAAUGAUCUGAGAUUUUAUCCCCAUUAUUUAGUGACAAAUCCAUAUUAGACAUUAAUUUAAAACUUUCUUUUGCUUUGAAGAACGUUUUUGAAACUAUUUUCGCCUAGGUUUAUAAAAUCUGGCUCAUCAUUCAACAUAUUAAUCUUCUCCUGAUAAACUGCGAUAUUUUUGAGAUCAGUGAUCAAAUGACCCGCCAUUCAACAUGGCCACACAUCCGCGAUCAUUAAUCCACUUAUCAUGCACUUCGCUAGCAUUCCUUUACCCAGGCUCUGUCCUUUGCGAUACCGAGGUCUUAUGAAUAUCCAAAAUUAUACCUCAAAUUUAAAUUGUGCAAUAAAAAAACAGCAUUUGUAUCACGUGACGCUUUGUUUUUUUAUUGUGUUUCACCCAAUUAUAUUCUAUGAUUAUACAUGCAAUGCAGCGUGGGAUAUUAUAAUAUCUGAUUCACUGUGAAGUAUGGAAUUUUUUCGGGGAAACACAAUCUAAAAGGCUCCAAAACAUACUUGCGCGAAGAUCAUACGAUUGCUGUACUUGCAUUAGGCUGAGCGCCAACAAGGAGGAAUUUCUUUUUCGACCAAUCGAUGCAUUCGUUGACAUUUUCACUCUACGCCAAUCAGAAUGCGUAACUGGUUACUACUUCCGGUAAAAACACACAUUUGAACAUAAAAUAUAGGGUCUUAAAUAAAGCUUCGAGGGGGUCAGGAUUUUUAUUUUUUUAUUGGAUUCAACGUGACAAGGUAAAAUAAGAAAUUUUCUAAAAAUUUGCCGCUGGGAUUUGUGUUUUAUUGCCUAGUUCUAAAAUUAACAGCAUUCGAACUUACGCGCUUUUUAUACGCCGCUGUUCGAAUGCCGAUAACUUUAAAACUAGGCAAUAAAACGCAAACCCCAGCGACAAAUUUUUGGGGUACUUGACAUCGACACAUUCGUCUUGUCAGUGUGACCGAAGAGCAAGAUAGGGUGGUCUCUUUGGAGUAUCUUUGCUUGGAAAAAUUAAACAGAAUUUCUUUAAUUCCUAAAAUGCCAUUUCAUGCCUUUUUCUACGAGCAAAUUAUUUCAGCCAUGGUUUAGGUUUCUGGCGAUGUUUAAAUUUCAGUCCCCAAAUUCCUACCUAGUCAACUGACUCGGUUGACUCCGCUAAUGUGCAGAUGAUGGUCAAAUUCAGCGGAAAUGUUAACAACUUAACAUCAUUUCUCACUUUGAUAUAUAAUUGCUGGUUGACCACCUGCUACAGGUAGUUAGGGACCUUGCAGUGGGGACCUUGCACUGGGGGGCAAAAUUGCCGACUGCAUGGAGGGGCCGCAGUAAGAGGGCUGGUGGGGGGGGGACAUGUCCCCAGUCUAUAUGUUAAAAGAGGCCCUGUAGUGAUGAAUAUCAUCACUUCGGGUAAUAUUUCGCAGAAUCCCCGCCUGCGGAGGGUCCACAAAUGAUAAACAUUAUGUUGUUUUUUCACAAUUUUGCGUGGAUAUUGCAUGUGUAUCCUUGUGUUGCGUAUCAUGCCUAAUACAAAACAAUACACAUACUUCCCCCUGAAUACAAGCCCUUUCUUGGACAAGCCUAUCAAAUAUGCUUAUGAACAGAUACGUCAGAUAUUUCUAAUAUGCCCUGUAUAAAGGCAUGGGACCGGACUCGAUUUGGCAACGCAACGCCAAUUUUCAAUUUUCAAUGACAUUUAAGGUGGCUCGAUACAGUUUUCAAAAAUUCAGCCGUUUAACACUUUGACAUGUUCAAACUACGCAUUUUUAGGAUUUAUUCAGCAGAUAUUGGGUUUUUUAUAUAUUUUGAUAACUCUACUUUCAAAUUAUAUUAGUUUUAGUAAUAGAUACUGUGGUUCGUUGCUAUGACGACAUACGUGUACGAAAUUCAUUCCAAAAUGGCCUAUCGUCUCGUAUAGUUGGAAAAAAAGGAUGGUGACCCCCAAUUUUUUUUCGUGCAUUAUUUUACUUCGACAAAAAGCUAACAAUUAGCAAAAUAUAAAAAAUUCUGUAAUGCCAUUUUUUUGGAAAAUGCGAAAAUGUCGUAUUCUUCGGUAAAAUUUUUUUGGCAUUACAGAAUUUUUUAUUUUUUGUAUAAAGAAAGUUUUUAGCGGUGCAAUACAGCAUGCAAAAUUUGAACAUAGGUCACCAGACAAAAUAAAGAGAUAUAGCGCAUUGUUUUUCUAAAAUGGAAAAUUCUAAUGACGUCAGCAAUUGACAUAAAACGCUAUAGAACACGCGCAAUGACGUGAUAUUGCGCUAGCAACUGCUCACGUCAGGUCAUUUUGGAAGUUCUUUUAUUUUGUUAAUCAGUUUCCGCGACCUGCGCGUAAAAAUGGUCACCCAGUUUUGAGUUCGUGAUUCUUGAGCAGGGUUCUUGUGAUAACUAUAUCAAGCCACCUUAACUUUAAUAUUUUUCUAUGUUUUUUAAAUAUUCGGAACCACUUAAAGCAAUUUUAGCUAUUUGGUCUGCAUAUCUCGUAAAAUUUUUAUCCGUCGCAUUGUCGACUUCGCGUUCGGUCUGUAUGGUCUCAUUGGUCUGUAUGGCAUUUAAGACCAUUUUCCACUAGGUGAAUUUGUUUUCGCGGUUUUCGCAGACCAAUCAAAUUGCCAGGCUUGCAUGUUUUUCGCUUCGCGCGAACAAAUUCGCUUAGCGGAAAAUGGGCUUUAGAAAAGUAUCGGUCUCAUAGAGGCCUUCAAAAGAAAAUAAUUAUGUGCCAAUAGGGAGGCGUCCAUAUCGGAAAGCCGUUGGCAAGUAGAGGUUCCAUAAGUAUUUUUUAUUUCAGGAUUACAGUUGUGUUUUGAUCAACCUGUCGACUCUGAAAUUUUGACUUUACUCAGAGGUGAAGUCAACGAACUUUUUGAAGCUGUCCAGACAUGGAGUUUAGAGAAAAAACAGGUUUGAAAAUUAUUUUAUUUUGUUAGAAAUCCAUCUAAUCAGUAUUAUAGUCGGGCGGAUCGGAUGGACUACUUUGUUUAUAGUUUUGUCGCCAAUGGACGACUUGCCUUAUAGCGAUGCAUGCCCGCCAUGCAUGACAGUAGCAAUGGUCAUGUAGUUUGCAAUCGAACGAAACUAUGACGAUUGUAGGAGCGAGCGAUUUUGUUUGAAGAUGAAAUGGCAGAUUUUUAGCGACUUUUUGCUGGUAUUGAAUCUCUAGGUUAUUUAGAUUCGAUAUGUUUAUAAAUGCCAUUCUAAACUUCGUGAAAUUGACAACCUUUGUCAUGAUUUAAAUGUUCGUACAGUUGAUUCGCACAUGAUUUAAAUGUUCGUACUGUUGAUUCGCACAUGAUUUAAAUGUUCGUACAGACCUAGAGCGUCCCCGCUUUGACCAUAUUUCUAAGCUUCAAUUUCGUCAAUCUGAAUAAAUUGUCUACAGCCAUAGGAGAAUAUUUAAAAGUAAAAUUCUUUUCUCAAUUUCAUCGUUGUUGUCUUAUUCUUUGGGAGAUACUUUAAAGUCAAAUUUAACUUUUUGAUUUUUUUAUCCAUAUGUGUUGUUUGUACUAUUGUUUGUCUCCAUACGCUAUUUUGUAUUUUAAAAAAUUUUGCUAUUAAAAUUACUUUUCAAUUUUUGGAAUUUUGAAGAUUUUUAGGCUUGUUUUAUUAAAUAUAUAAAUAUUCAGAUGGCAAAUAGUUUGGUGCAGGAUUAGCUCUCAUGGGACAAAUGAAAAAUUCUUAUGGUUUAUACUUUCUUGGAAAUUACUGCCUAUACUUUUGACAAGUUACACACCUUCAUUGACCUUUCAUUGACCUUUCACAUGCUACAUUCCACAAUUCAGCAAACAACCUUGUUUUACCAGGCUAACCACAUGGAGCCCAACCAUACUAUUUAUCAGCAUUAUUGGGUAUCUCACUCGAUGAACUAAAUAAAUGUUGCAGAUGCAAAUUUCGAGUAUAAAUUUUAUACAUUUAUCUAAACCUAACCAUGCCGGAGCAGCUGUACGCGAUCCGCCAUAUAUAUAUAUAUAUAUAUAUAUAUAUAUAUAUAUAUAUAUAUAUAUAUAUAUAUAUAUAUAUAUAUAUAUAUAUAUAUAUAUAUAUAUAUACUGUAUAUAUAUGUCUCCCCUGGUCAAACACUUAUGUAAGAUAGGAAACAAGAAUAUAACAAAGAGAGUGAACAGUGAUAUUCAAAAACGUAUUGAUGAACUAAUUCGUGAUAAUCUUGUUCGUGCUAUUAAUGAUGAGAAUAGGAAAAAUACUCCAGGAUCCAAAAAGUGGUUGGAUGCUGUUAAUAAAAUGACUGGUAGAAAAAGCAAAAACAGUAAUAUUAGUCGAUCCACAUGUUAUCAAUUCGUACCGAAAAUGUAAAUACAGAUGCGAAUUACAUAUCCCCCCAGCCUAUAUAAAUUCCUGUUGGCACUCGGGUUCCUACCGUUGAUGAGCCUAUACUGUUUUUUAAUGAAAGUAAAACGAACAGCGCCAGGUCCUCAUGGACUCCCAUAUUGGCUAUGGAAAGACUUUUCACAACUUUUGGCGCCUAUAAUUACUAAAACUAUUCAGUCUUUCAAUCGAGCAGCAAUGUAUCUCUUUUAUGUGGCAUUUAUGAAGUGUGGGUUCAGCAAUUCAAAAGAAAUAUCUAGAUCGUAUAGACAAGUUCCUUCGCCGGGCUUAUCGUUAUGGAAAAACGACAAAAUGUAUUAAGAUAUCGAAGAUAUCUGAAGUUAUUGAAGUGAGAGACAGGUUAUCCCCUGUAUGAAUUUAGUCUUGAGCGUAAACAAAAGACAUUAGGGAGUUUACGAUCUACGACGCGGCCGGCUCAACGACGCGGCCGGCUCAACGACGCGGUCUAAAUUUCAGCUCAAAAUUUCAGCUGUAAAAAAUAUUUCACGCUUUUUCAAAUAACCUUACAAACUGCUACGUUCGGCUGAAGCGAUGCAGUGUUUGCUGUAAUUUCAACUUUAAAUAACACCCCUUGGGUCGCAUUAAGCUUUCGCGUUGACUGAAAGGCGUAAUAAUGCUUGUUUAACGUUGUGUUGAGAAUGACAACGCGGUUGACAAUACUUCUGGGACCACGAAUUAUUGACAGUUUUUGUCUUGCAUGACAAAUUUCUUUGUAAGUUCAUUGUAGGUUUGCAUGGCAAUAAAACAUAUAAUACUAUUGUUUGUGGAAACACCAAUUUUUUUUGUUUUGAAAGCGCGUCGUCGAGCCGGCCGCGUCGUAGAUCGUAAACUCCCUAUUAAGAGAACAGGAACAUGACUUUAUUUUGCCACAAAUUUGAACAGAAAAAUUGAAACGAUCGUUUCUUAACUAUUGAACUAUUUUUAACUAGACCUAAUAUAGAUUUCUAGUUAUAGAUUGGAAUAGAUAAUUGAGAACUAGCCUACUUGAAAUAGCUACAUUUUAACUGUAAAUAAUUUAGAAUUUCUAAAAUUACACGUCUGAUGUGACUUUUUGAUAUAAAGACUUAAUAAUAAAAUAGGCCCUGUGGAAAGCUUUAGACCCUCUCAGGGGCGUAGGAACCUUCGAAAAGUUGGGGGGCCAGGCCUUGAGGGGCACUUUUCGAAAAAAAAAAGGGCAUCUAAAAAUAUAUUUUUUGAGACCUCCCCGCCCCCUCCCCCGUCGCCAAAAAAUUUUCGGUCAGUGUACCAUUUUAGGGGUCCAAAAAAAAUUUUCCGGACAUAUCAUAAAACAUUUUCUCAUAUACCACAAUUUUUUCCUAAAUACGAGAAAAAUUUUUCCGGAAUACAAAAAUUUUUUUCGGAUAUAUGAUAUUUUUUCCGGAAAUUAAAACAUUUUUCAGGAAAAAAGUACAUUGAAGUUUUCAAAAGUGCACCUUGGGCUAAAAAUGCAAUUUUAAUUAAAAAUUUUCAGGCAAAAUAAAGGGCACUUUGCUCCCGGAAAAAGGGCCAAACUUGGGGGGCCUUGGCCCCCCUGCCCCCCCGGUUUCUACGCCCCUGGACCCUCUGGCAGAAAUCGAACCUGGGGCUCUGCGAUUUGGGUGCAGCGCUCUCGACAAAGAGUUAGCUCGAUAACUUUUAAUUACAGGAAAACAACAAGAGUGUUGUUUUCCUGUAGAUAAAAGUUAUCGAUCGAUUCAAAACCCGCUAUUUCAUCUUCAAAACAAAAUCGUAUCGCCGCAAUUUCGUUCGAUUGAUUGCACAGUGACCACUCUUACCGUCAUGCCUAGCGGGCAUCGCUAUAAGACAGUCGUCCAGUUCAACUAUACAUACUGUAAACGAAUAUAUAAACAGUGACUACAUGUAAAUGUAUUUACUAUUUUGCAGAUGACCACAGUACUUUCAAAUAUCAAUGAGAUACAGUUCAACAUGAAUAAGGAAAUACAUGAUCUGCGCUUGAGAGUAGAAAAAUGCGAGAUUCAAGGCAAUAACAAUUCCUUGAGAAUAGAAAGAUGUGCGAUUCAGGGAAGUAACAAUACUAAAGAAAUAAAGCUUCUUGAGAAGAAAUUUUCCUCUGAACUGUCGAGAUAUUAUAUUAAGGAAGAAGAGAGAAUUCCCUAUGUUUUCAGUGCACCUCCACGAAAUCGUUGUUUUGCUGGUCGUAUACUGAAGAAAUCCAAGAGCUUAAACGUAUUUUAAAAGUCGAGGAAACGUUGAACGAAAAUAAAGUUGGUGUUGCAGCAGUAUGUGGUUUGGGCGGAAUUGGUAAAACUAGCUUAGUUUGUGAGUAUGCUCAUCAGAUGAAGGAUUUUUACAAGGGAGGUGUUUAUUGGUUCUCUGCUGAAGAUGAUACGUUUCUCGACAAAACAGUGAACGAUAUCGCAUUAAGCACUGGUGCAUUACUUGGUUCGUUUGCAGUGGCGUGCUGGGUACUAUUUUUCUGGGGGGGCCAGUGGGCUGUCAACAAAUAUGCGCCCCUAUAAUGUUUCGCUUGAUAAACGAGGGCCGAAGGCACGAGCCGAGCGCCGCAGGUGCGAGGUUUGUCUAGGGUAGGUCCGGGGGCAUGCCCCCCAGGAAAAUUUUUGAAUUUAGAGUCUCUGAAAUGCCAUUUCCUGGACUUUGGGGGAAGAUUUGACAGAAACCUGAUGGUCAGGAAACGGCAUUAUAACGUGUCGAAAUUUGCAAUUUGGUUUGAAUUUAGUAGUAUAGUACUUAUAUUAUGCAAUGCCAACAACUUCCAGCGAUUAAUCUAAUCCCAAUUCUAUUCUCUACUGAUCUAGUGAUCUGAAUACAAUUACAACAUACAGCUCUUUUAUACAAUAACACACGGACUCCACGCAUUUUAAGGUUUCCCUGCCUGGCUGCCAAAAGGGCGCGUUUCAGCAUUAUUUCCUUACUCACAUUACUCGUGAUGUUUCUAGCGCAAACAACUAAAUUACGUACACAACUUUACAUUAUCAUAACUUAAACUAUCUAAUUUGCGCCGCUCUUGUGAUUCGUGAAGCGUAAUAAAGGGCAUAAUACCAGCAAAAAAGGGCAUGAUUCCCGUGAUCGCUUCGAAACCUGACCAAUAUUCCGGUGUUGAGACAUUGCGUGUGAUCACAGUUCAUAUUUCUAUGUGAACGAUUUCGUGUGUGUGAGCCGUGAGGUAGCAAAUUACUGCAAAUACGGUUAGACAAAACUGAGUCUGUGUAAUUUGAUAUAUCACUUUGUCGCCUAUGCGCUUAGUCUGUUUAUAAGCCUAUAAACACAUCUUUUCUCGGCGGAAGUAUAUUUUUUGAAUGCGUUUUUUCCCACCCACUUUCAAUACUCGGCGCGGGAUCGGCGCCCCCUUUUCAUUUUUGCGCCCUGCAAGAAUUGCCAGCUGGGGGGGGCCGUGGCCCCCCGGCCCCCCCUGCCAGCACGCCACUGUUCGUUUGACUUAACAUUGUCAAAUACCUUGAAAAAAAUUAGCACUACACAUGAUCCAAGUCUUAUUGUCCUCGACUGCUUGGAUCAACUGGACCUUUCGUCCAGUAUGAUGAAAUUUCUUUCCUUUCCUUUACAAGAGAAUAUAUUUGGACAUUUCGUUGUGCUGACUAGACGAAAUCCAAACCGACUUAAUUGUUAAUGAAGUUUCCGUUUUUGAAGAGGAUUCCUGUCUUCAACUGAAAUGUUUCCAGCCUGAAGAAGCAAAGCAAUUUCUUUUUUUAAGAACUAACGUAACGCGUGAGGUAAAUAUUGAGAAUGUCGCAGAAAGUCUUUGUGAAGAGCUUGGAAGACUGCCACUUGCUUUGGAUCAAGCUGGAGCUUAUGUUCAAACGCGCGGAUGCAGUUUUUCUUUAUAUCUGGAGCAAUAUAAAGCUGAACGUUUGCGAUUGCUCAGUCGGCAACGAGCACGUGCUGCAGGUAACGACUCACCCGAACGUCUUGCUGUUCACACGACAUGGCUUAUCAACAUGGAAUAUAUGAGGAAGAGCCCGGAUGGUCAGGCUGCUGUUCGAUUUAUGAAUGCUUGUUCAUUUUUCAAUGGAAAUGAGAUCGAAGAAGAAUUAAUCCACGUUGGCACACCCGAAGUGGAAGACGUCGCGUUUCGUAAAUGUGUGUCAUCCCCAUUGGGUUCCCGUGAGGUUCUAAAAUUGUUAACUGACUUUUCAAUUUUCACGUAUGUCGAAGCACGCACUGUCAGCACCCAUCGUUUGGUUCAGGAACUAAUAAGGGAAAGUCUUGAUUCUGAGUCGAAAGCAAAGAGUUUCAUUGAUGCUGCGCGGAUGCUUUCUUAUGCAAUCUCUAAAUGUUCUUCACCCAGUAAGCUUGUCAUUUCGGAUGAAAGCAACGGUGAAGAACAAAACGUUUGUGUCUCUGAUUUACCUAAAAGUCCUUCUCACCUCUAUAUGUGGUCUAAAUUUUGUAUGCAUGGUCAUCAUCUUAGGAUGGAAAUGGAGCAACUGUUAGUAACUCAUGAUUCUGUUUUUCUGGACCCUCUGUGGUUUCCUGAAACGGCCCAAAUUCUUUAUGAAUGUGCUGUUCAUUUGAGUGGAAAUCAUAAACAAGAAGAAGCAAAGCGCACUUUGAACUUUGGUUAUCGCAUAUUAGACUGGCUUCCUUUAACAGAGUUUGAAACGUUGAGAAAAAAUGUUUCAACCAAUUCCCUGUUUCCACUUCCAAUUCCUUUACCAAAGACAUUUCAAAUCGAGAUUAAACGAUGUUGUAUGGAUCCUUUUGUUUCACUUCAAUCUCUGACUGAAAAACCUGGUCCUGAGGCUAGUUGCCGUGAUUUGGAAGAGAGAAUAGAGAAAUUAAAAAUGGAUGGGGACAAGAAUUUUGAAGAAGGUCACUACAAGAAAGCAUUAGACGCGUAUUCAUCUGCACUAAAUUUGGCUCAAGAUGGCAAUAAUGCUUUCAAUCCCCUGCUGCUUACUAACCGUUCAAUGGUUUACAUAAAAUUAAAGCAAUACGAAAAUGCUUUAAAAGAUGCGAAUGAUUACAUAACACGUCGUCCAGAUUGCUGGAGGGGUUACGCUCGAAAAGCUUUGGCACUUGAUGGCUUGAACGAGAAAGUCAGUGCUGAAAUAGCUGCCGCUUUAGCUUUUUAUUAUAAUAGGGGUAUUUUCUCUAAAUUUUUACCAUUCAAAGAGUGUUUCUUAGAUUUGCAGAAACGCAUUUUUAUAUGCGAUUCCGUAGACGACCUCGUCGAACAUGUGAUUUAUUCGCAGGAUAUACAAACGUGUGGGUCGAAGAUUUUGGUUCUAGGAUCAGAAGAAUAUAUAUUAAGUUUUGAAAAAUUUGUCCACCCUUUUAACAACUGUAUUCUGGUUGGUACGAGAAGAGAUUGUUCUGUUACUUUGAAGUUAGACUGUACCAUUCGUUUAUCGAAGUGCAUGCUUGCAAAUCUGUCAUUCUAUAUGAACAAAAGCCUAUUGCGUGGUAUACCUGGUUCGUUCGUCAAGAUCCUUAACUGUAACUUUACAUCUUAUGAUGAUGAUGAUGAUGAUGAUGAUGAUGAUGAUGAUGAUGAUGAUGAUGAUGAUGAUGAUGAUGAUGAUGAUGAUGAUGAUACGAUAGCUCUUGUGGAAACUGAAGGGGAGCUCAAUGCAGAAAAAUGUAAUUUUACAAGAAGAAAUAGGAAUAGUACUAAUGUUGGACUAGUAUGUGUUGGACAAGGUAAUAUGGUUGUUGUUGACUGUUCCAUUUGUGACAAUGGCUUUGCUGGUUUAGUAGUGCACGAAGGCGGGACGUUGAUUGUGAAAGGCAGUCGCUUGUAUAACAAUGGUGCGAUUGGGUUGUGUAUAGGACCCGAAGCAUCAAAGUGUGUCGCAGUUAAUUGUGAUAUUCACCAGAGUGAACACGCAGGGAUCGGUAUCGCCAACUCAAAGAAUGUUAUGCUUAUACGGAAUAACGUUUUUGACAAUAACAUGGAAGGAAUUAAUAUCAUUAAUUCUGAUGUAGAUAUCAGAGAAAAUAAUAUUUUUGACAACGGUUCGUGGGGAAUUUGGUCCCAGAGCAAUUCAUGGUGUAAUAUAUCGAUGAAUAGAGUUUCUCGAAACAAAGCAGGGGGAGUGCGUGUGGGAUAUCGAGCUGCAGGGAAAAUGUUUUCCCCAUCUGUCGUCCACCUUAAUGAAAUUUAUGAUAAUAUUGGUCCUGGGUUUGUGGAAAAUGUAAACGACUUUGAAGUAGAAGGAAUAUUGAUGAGAAAUGCCGACUUGAGAAAGUCGUAUUUAAAAUCUCCCGAUUCCCUUCAGUCGGCCAAAUGCCAGGAUAACGAAGUGUAGAAUAACAAAGGAAGUGAAAACGUUAGUAAAUUAACUUUUUUCGCUCCAUUUUUCUCAAAUUGUCGUAAGAAGUGCGAAGUAAACAGGUGUGGAAAUUGCUUUACUGCUGGGUAUUGCAACAGAUCUUGCCAAGAAAACCAUUGGUCUAAGCAUAAGAAAAUAUGCAGUGUUUUGCGUGAGAAGUCAAGCUAUUUGAUCGCUUCCACGAAAAGAGCUGAACGUGAUAUUAUGGAAGAAUUUGAAGGUAGGAAAGAAAUUAGUCCAAAGUUCAUCCUUCGCCCACCACGAGAUGGUAGAAGGUUUGUUGUAAAAGUUCAUUCUGCAAUUUUGAAGGAAAUGCCUCCACUAACAAGAAAUCCGUCGACUCUUUUCCUAUACGACCGUAGUUUCGAACUUCAUGACACAUUUGAUUCCAAAGUUAUUGAUCACCUUCUAAAAGAGUUUGGUGUGCUAUGUGAACGAAAAUUUAAAGAGAAAAAGCUCUUCUUUUUCUGCCUUUUCGAAGACAACGGACAGCUUCGACUAUUCACGAAUGAAUUUGCUGAAUUUCAAAACUGGUGAAAUCAUAUAUUUGGUACUGCCAAGUAAAAGACUGACGUACUAUGCUCGAACGUUUUGAGAGUAGAAACAUUCAGUCUGUCUGAUAUUCCCAGGAGAAAUUACGAAAGCAUGUUAAAAGCGAUGUCACAAAGAAACAGCACGAUCAGAAAUUGGGGCCAAAAUUAAUUUGGCACCUAAAAUGAACUAGCUCAUCUGAACAGAGCGAAACUAACUACUAUAAUCAACUUUUACUUUCACUUCCACUACAGCCACCAAUGAUGGAUCAUUAAAUCAGAUGCGUUUGAUAUAUCCAUUUAACCAAUCAGAUGGGUACUAAGCCAGAGACAACUAGUGGUAGCGGUAUAGUGAAACCUCGAUAUACGAAAUAGUCGGCAAAGUUUUUUAUUUGUUGGUACAAUAUAUUUUGACGUAAAGAAAACAUUUUAGGUGACUCAUGAAUAAUUAAUGGCAGAGUGAUUCAUAAUUAAUUUUGCUCGACGUCUUGGACAUAGCAAUUGUUGAUUAAAUAGUUUCGCUUUUGGCCGGAGGACACGACUGAAACUUUCCUUCAGUUUUGGCAGAUCCGGUUUAAGCGACCGGGACUUGUAUACAACUGAGGACAAGCAGUGUGAGAUUUUUACGCGUGUACUUGCAACCACUGCAUGCAUGUUAUUGAAGUUAAUUUCUUGAAGUUCAUGGAGGGAUAUAUAAACUGGUAUAUUUUUCCCAACAAGUAUAUGUUCUAUUUUCGAACGGGUUAAUGCUUCACUGAAAUCCUUUAACAAAUGUUGUAUUGCUGUAUAUAAUUUCAAUUUUAAAGCUACAUUGGAACAAAUCACCAUUUGAAACCGUCGUAAAUCCGACGUGGUGAUUGGCAAAAUUUGACGUGAUAUUCCCUUAUGUUCACUUGCAGGUGAAUAUAACAGUAAAAACUAGUUUACAAAAUGGCAACUAUAGCCGUUUUGUAAAAAUCACGGAUAAAGAAAUAAGCGAAACUAAAAUAAAUUUAGUCCAAAAAAACACAGAACACUUGUGUCUCAAUUAUAAUAGCUUCAGGCUCCGGUGAUUAUCGGGGAAUAUUCACUUCACGUCGUCUCGGUGAAUAUUCCCUGGGCACCGGCCGAGCAUGAGGCGAACACUGAAUUGUCAAAUAAUCUUGUAUACCAAACUUAAGGAUAAGAUUGAUGAGGCCAAUUUUUCUCAUAGCCAGAGGUUUGUGAAAAUGUGCCGAGGGAACAAAUUAUAUAAUUCAAAGAAUGAUUCAGAGCAGAGAGCAACGAUCAUAAAAUCGGACAGAGAUGAUUGCUGCUGAAAUUUCUGUCAUCUGGAAAACGUGUCGAACUUCAGUUCGGACCCUGUGUUUUAUCAAAUGUUUUUUAAAAAAAUGUGAAAAAUAUUCCAUGUACAAUUAGAACAUUACACGUGCAGCAUGGACAAAGUACCGACGUGACUGAUGUAUACGUCUUCAAAACACGAUUUUAUAUCAGGACCGCGACAGAUAAAUCUGAUUCUUUAUAGGAUUCUCGCGAAAAAAAUAUGAAUGAAAAUAUUCUUCAAUCUUGUUACUCAUGAAUGUUUAUAAGGAUCCCGAAACCACAUUUAUUUGCAUGUUUCUUUGUUCAAAGAACUGAAUCCUGUUGUGUUACACCGAUGUUACACAUUUAAAUACCUCAAAGGCAGAAGUCGAUAUAUACAAAUUAGUAGUAGGUACAAUUAUACGAAGAAUACGAAAGAUUACAAGAAUACGAAAGAUUAUUUCAUGUAGUACUACAGUAAGAAAAGCUCAAGAAUUAGCUUAAAAUCAUAAUAAUUCACAUGUUACAGUGCAUAUAUAGUUAGACUAUAUAUACUGAUUUUAAAAUUUGUAAAUCAAAUUUUAUCAAAACUGCAUGUAUGGCUUUAUCAGUUGUAAUCUGUUCUAGUACGGAAAUUAAAUAAAAGGACCGUCCCACUGCCCUUAAAAGCGUGGUGACUGGAAAUCUUUAAAAUAAUGGUUAAAAUGUUGUAAAAAUUAACCAUUGCAUGUUUGGUAAAAUAUUUGAGCUUUAUAGUCAUUAACGUUUUCGGGCAGAGGCUGCUUGUAAGAUUUUGAAGCCAAACACUGCGUUCAGUCUGGAAAUCCACUGUAUUUGGUAAAUUGGAUACAGGAUUAAAAAUCGAAAAAUGCCGCCUUGGUAUUUUUCACCUUUUCAGUUUGAGUGUAGCGAAACUCUUGCAGAUUAACUUUUCUCCUCAUUCCUAUGUGAGAAAAGUGCGUUGAGCUAUACCAAACAUGAUUUUCCCUUACAGUAGUACUGCAGUAAGGGAUGUUCCUUACUGGACCUUUAUGAUAAAGCAAUCCAGUAUAAAUAGGAUUAGUUGAGUUGAAAAAUUGUCUGUCACUUAUUCAGGUAAGUUAUACCCUCGCUAGUAUGUUUCUAGUUCAGUAUAAACUAAAACCGCUCGACGUUUACUGUCGUUCCAAUUGAAGUGUUCCUCAAAUAUUGAUUCAAUACAUUACCUCGGGCUGACCAAUUCAUUUCAUCCAGUUCCUCAAAAUAUUCAUACACUUCCUAGUAUAAUUGUAAACUUCCUGUUGAAUAGUUUGAAUGCACCAAUCACCUUUGUUGUUUGUGCAACUAACCAAUCAUAAAUAGAAAUGAUGAAAUACUUGGAAUUGGCUCUUUCACAGGAAGUGUAUGAAUAUCUCGAGGAACUGGAUGAAAUGAAUUGGUCAACCUGAGGUAAUGUAUUGAAUCAAUAUUUGAGGAACACUUCAAUUGGAACGACAGUAAUAGACGAAGUUUGCCGCGGUCAAGAAAAUUGCAGUCCUAAAUAUUUUAAACGUGUCAAUGUUAGGAUGCCGGCCUAUAGUUACAGCCAGUACAGAAGGAUUUAAUAAAUAGCUCGCAAUUUCUUACAAAUUAAAAUCUUCCGUUUGUCGGAUUAAAGCGGCUAUUAGUAAAACACGGAGCACGGAGUACGGAGCAGUAGAAAAACGAAAAUCCUUUAUAAUAAAAUACACUGUUUAUACUAUUACAAAUUUUUGUUAUUAUUAAUAAAGUUUUUUCGCGUUUUACACGUUGGGGAAGUAAGAAAAUUGGGCUUUUAAAAAACACCUAUGCAAAUUUAAACUGCCAAAAGCCAUAGUUGUAUUUAAAAUAGAAUUGUGAAACUCGUUAUCUUACAUCUACCAAGCUUACGAGUUAUGUAUUUAUGUUUAUAAUUUACUCUCUAUCUUAUAUUAUAUUCCGAUAGCAAACGCAUAAAGAAACACUUUAGAGGAAACACUUAGACUGACAACCGAUAUAUCAGGGGCGGAUCUAGGAUUUUUCGUACCUCAGUCAAAAUUUUUUUGGUGGACGGGGCGUUAUCGGCGCUGGGCGUGGUCUCGACUGGGCGUGGUCGACUCCAGACGGGGGGAGUGGGCGCUAAAUAAUUUUUAUGUUGAUAGUCCGCCACUGGAUUUUAGAAUUUUCCGUACAAAGGCAUAAUAUGCGAUUUGGUCCCCCCCCCCCACACACACCUAUUAACCUAAAUCCUAAUUAACCAAAUUAUAAAACAUAUUUAGAUUAAAUUGAUAAACUCAAACGAACAUUUGAUUCUUAUCCACAGGCACUGUAAGAACAACUACAAAUGCACAAAGAUAUAUUGAUGAUAAUACUUUAAAACUCAGCAGCAAUUUAACAUGUUUGCCUGUGGAUUAAGAAUCGUCGUCAUAUUGGUACUAUAUGCUUAUAAGUGUAUCAUUGUAAAACUUCUAAAAUCAUAUGGCAGCAAAUGCAUUAAGGAAAUAUACUGUUCUGUUACCAAAAACACAGAACUAUACAUAAGAAGUAAUUGCCAGUAGCCUGAGCUCCAAAAAAACAACCACAUAUUCAUUAACUAAGUCAAAGAUGUUAAGUCAAAUAUUAAUAAACUAAACCCUUACUAUUAAUAAAGUCUUACUGUGGUCUAUAUAUUGAACACAAAAUAUACUAUUAAUAAACUAGUAACAUCAGAAUGGCUACCAGUCAAAGAGCUUUUCAAGCUACCUACAAUUAAAUAUUUCACAUCAUCAUGUUACAUCAGACCAAUGCGGUCUAUGUUCAAGCCAUGUCGAGAGGCUAUGGAUAAACAAUACACGUAUACGCGUUACGCGUACAUGUUGUGUGAUUAAUGCAUAAAUAUAAAGAAAUUUUAAAUAAAAUUCACUAACAUGAGAAUCAACAAAUGCUUACAAUGUAGACAUUGAAUAUUAACAUAUUUUAGCUUCUUGAAGCGAGAAUUAUGCUAAUACAGCAAUACAGCAUAGCGAAUAUAUUAAAAUAUCAUAUGUCAGACAAUCAUUAACAACACCGAUGGCUUGGUACUCCGGUUUAUAAACCUUUAAUAUGAACUAAAGAUACAUCACUAUAAAACCAUAAAUUUAUCUACCUUAUUGGCAAGCUUUGUCUUUCUCUAGCAGUAGCUCUCUGCGCCAAAAUUUCUAGCGAGGCUUCUGCUUGUGUUGUUCAUGGCGCCUCUCAGUAGCUUGUCAACAAAAUUCGCCCGUGAGGCAUCGAUAUUCUUUUCAAGCUGUAUAGAGAUUCCAAAUUGUUUGCCGCAACUUUGCCAAAUUGUUUGCCGAAUCCGUCAACUUUCAUGCGUAAGACCGCAGUUCGUGACUGACUAACAUUACUUUGCAGAGGCUCUGCCGCAGCAUGAAACGUAUAACUGGACUACCGGUACGAUUCAAAAUUUUAGUAACUCGAUCUACUGGCCACUAUAGAUAGCUGGAGUCAAUUUUUUUUAAGUAGGCAAUUUUUACUUCAGUUGCGCGACUGAUUUGACGACCCCUAGAUCCGCCCCUGGUUCGAUAGUGAGUUCGAUAUCGAUAAUGUUUAUAAUACUUGGGUCGCUCAAUUUCAUGCUAUUAUCGAAAAAUAUAUUCCGCGAAAAACCGUUACUAUAAGACCAAGAGACAAACCGUGGAUGAAUGGCAUUGUUCGUCGGGCAAUACGCAGGCGAAAUCGUCUGCUUCGUAUUUACAAUAAAAAACGAACCGAACUUUCUUGGGAAAAUUAUCGUUGUCAACGAAAUUUAACCACUACCCUGAUUAAACAAGCUAAACAAACUUACUAUGAUAAAGUAAAUGCGGAGCUGAGUAAUCCUUUAACGAAUAAUAAAAAAUGGUGGUCUAUUUCAAAAAAUAUUUGCGGCAAGACAUACAAAUCAAGAAUACCAACUUUAAUAGAAAAUGAUGAUUUAAUUACUAACCCAAGAGAAAAGGCUUGCAUUUUUAAUGAUUAUUUUGUAGCCCAAACUCAGUUACCUGGAGCUGGUUCUUCUGUGGUGCCUAAUCUACCUUUUUAUCAAUCUGUUACGUUCCUUGCUAAUAUCUGUGUUACUGAAGAAGAAAUUUUAAUUUUAAUGCGCAGUGUUGAUAUUUCGAAGGCGAGUGGAUCUGAUGGCAUUGGUAAUAAAAUGAUUAAAUUUUGUUCCGAGAGCCUUUAUUUGUUUUUUACCAAAUUUGUUAAUUUCUCUUUUGCCCUGGGGCAAUACCCGUCUGCGUGGAAAAUGGCUAAUGUUGUUCCUAUAUUUAAAAAGGGUAACUCCCAAUUGAAGGUAAAUUAUCGACCUGUAUCACUUUUACCAUGUCUCUCAAAAAUAUGUGAAAAAGUUGUUUUUGUUAGACUUUAUAAUUUCUUAUUGGAAAUAGGUUACUUAUACAAAUUACAAUCCGGUUUUCGACCAGGUGAUUCAACAGUCAACCAACUGUUGUAUUUCGUUCAUCAGAUUUACUGCGCAUUCGAAGCUGGCAAAGAAGUGAGGAUUGUGUUCUUGGAUAUUAGUAAGGCUUUCGACAAAGUCUGGCAUGCCGGAUUAUUGAAAAAGUUAGAAGCACUAGGAAUUCGUAAUCCUCUUCUUCAAUGGUUUAAAAGUUAUUUGCAAGAUAGAACUCAACGUGUAGUUAUAGAAGGGCAGUCGUCAGAUUGGAGAAGCGUGAAUUCUGGUGUUCCACAGGGAUCAGUUUUGGGACCUCUUUUAUUUUUAAUUUACAUUAACGAUAUAACUGAUGACCUAAAAUCCUGUCCUUUUAUUUUUGCCGACGAUACUGCCCUUUUCGAAGUUGUCGAUAAUCCGGCUAGCUCCGCGGAACUAUUAAAUAAUGAUUUAAAUAAGAUUUCAGAAUGGCCAGAUAGGUGGUUGGUGACAAUGAACCCCUCAAAAACUAAAUCUAUAACAUUUUCCAACAAAAAAAGAGAAAGAAAAUCAUCCGGUACAUUCAAUGAGAGGCUGUCCUAUUGAUGAAGUCGUCUCGCACAUUCAUCUGGGUUUGACUUUUCAAAGUAAUAUGUCUUGGAAUAAUCAUAUUUUAUCAGUUUAUGAAAAAGCAUCUCAACGAUUAAAUAUGUUAAAACCAUUGAAGUUCAAAAUUGAUAAAUCAACUCUCGCUUGUUUAUGCAAAAGUUUUAUUCGGCCAAUAAUGGAAUAUGGCGAUAUUAUUUGGGAUAAUUGUACUGCCGGGAAUAGUGAGUUACUUGAAAGUGUUCAGUAUCAGUCAGCUAGAGUUGUUACUGGGGCCAUUAAAGGUACUAGCUCGAAUAGUCUUCGUCAAGAACUGGCCUGGGAGGAGUUGAGCAUUAGAAGAAAAAUUCACAAAUUAUCUUAUUUUUAUAAGAUAGUUUAUAAUUAUUCUCCUCUAUACUUAAUUGAGCUUUUACCAAAAUUGGUUAAUGAAAGGUCUUAUAUUCCGUUAAGGUCUGGUCAUAAUAUUAGUCAAUAUAAGUGUAGAACUGAAAAAUUUAAGAAAUCAUUCUUUCCUUCCACGAUUUCGUUGUGGAAUACUCUUGAUAUUGACAUUAGAAAUUCAAUUUCUCUUUCAAACUUAAAGUUGAAAAUAAAUAAGAUUUAUCAUCCGCUUUGUUAUAAUAAAUGGUUAAAUUUUUCUCUUACGAGGAAGGCAUCUGUUUUACAUACAAGACUAAGAUUAGGUUUUUGUGCGCUUAAUGACUAUUUGUAUAGAAUUAAUUGUUGUAAUUCUCCUUUAUGUAUAUGUUGCCAUCAAAAUGAAACAGUUAAACAUUAUCUUUUAUUAUGUCCUCGUUUUGCUGCUCAACGUAGUGAACUUCUUACCUCUGCUGCACAAGUUUGUGGAAAAGCAUGGCUAAUGAGCAACGACAAUGGAAAACUUGAAUUUUUAUUGAACGGUUCUGUUCAAUUAAGCUUUGAUGAAAAUUGUUUAUUGUUCGGUGCUGUCCAACGUUAUAUUUUGGAUACUUGUCGCUUCUCCUAGCAAUGCUUUGUGCGUUUAUGUAUCUUGUCUUUUCUGUAACACUAUUUUAUUUUGUUUGUUUAUUUGUGUGUUAUUUGGUGUAAAUAAUUUUAUAUAUCCUUUUAUUUUUUUGUGAGCCCCCUCGAUAAGCAUGGCUUUUGGGGCAAACAGCGAAAUAAAGUUUAUAUAAAAAAAAUAGCUAGAAAAAUCGUCGUGAAUUAUGCUAAUUAGUUAUAUGGUUUCAAACAAUUAGUCGUCAAACUAGCCGGAAAUAUGUUAAUUAAUUAGAUCUUCCAUACUUGUAAAAAUCCUCCUUGCACUACCAGAAGGCAAAGCAGCGAAAAGAUUAUGAGCGUUGAUGUCAUCUUCAUGUUAAAAAAGAAAACAAUGAUGUAAAAAAUGAACUGUCCACCAAAAACAGCCGUGGCUGCCGCGCUUGUUAGCAAUAUCGUGCGUACAUAACAAAUGAAAGCAGGGCAGUAGGAAGAUGAUUAAAGUUAGAGGGGCUCAACCGAGGGCUCAACGGAGAGCGCCGAAGGGGCGAGCCCUCGCUUGGGGGGUCCGGGGGCAUGUCUCCUCGGGAAGAUUUUUUUGAAUUUCAACUCUCUGAAACAUGUUUUCCUGCAUUUAGGGUUAGAUUUACCUCUAGUUUUACAAUAAAAUAUUAUGAUCAUAAACAACACUUUUACAUUAUUUUGAUAUAUCUACACUCUCUUAGCCAAUGUCAGAGUAUUUAGUUAUUUGUAGACUAGUUUUGUAGAUGUAUCGUCUUUAAUGUAGACUAUUUAGGUGCAGGUUUCUUAUCAUAGCCUUAUUAGCAUAACCAGUUGUCAUGGUUUAUAAAAAUGCAAACAAAAUCACUCAAUUUUGACGAAGCAGCAGCCAAUUUAAUUGUACGCAUGCAGAAGAGCACGAAGUGGCGCUUACAGGUCACCGUGUACUAGAUCUUCCGAGCUUUGGGAUAGAGCUGGGGCAAAGAAAGAUUCAAUCUUCCUUUGCGUCAUACAUCUGUAUUAAGCAAACUCAAAACGUGCAUGUGCAACUGUGCAUUAACUUCGAGAUUCACUUAAUAGAAAUUAGAAUUUUUAGGGGGGCUCAACCCUCUGCUUCUAAAAGUUAGGGGGGCUCAAGCCCCCGCUGCCCCGUGGUUCCUACGGCCAUGAAUGAAAGAAUGACCACUAACCUUUGACUUAUAUAUCCGACGAGUAGAAUGGUAGAUCCAUCACACAAAACUCGAUUAUUCUAAGCUCGUUUUGACAGGCGAUAAUUUUGUCACCGUAAGUGGCCUAAUGCCUACGGAAUGCGAAAUAAGGUUUAUUACACUUUUGCUGUUAUGUUCGUCAGUUCUCGCCAGAUAAUUUUUGAAUACUGCCGUCAGACAGACGUUGCUCUAUCACAACGUAUUCAGGCCGACAGUCUGUUAAUUAAUAUACGUUGCGUGACAGACUCUCUUGAGUCUCUUCUAUUCGUCAAUUCAUCUCUUUAAUGGCGCAAAAGACAUGAAAACAAGCCCAGUCUUUCAGGCUUUCAUGGACUCGAUCUAGAAAAUUUUCGCUCUUUUUCUGCCAAAUUUCCAUACUAUGCGGCAAGUAUGUGCACAACAUUGGAAAUUGAAUUUCUAACUAUCGGUGACGUCGCCGUUUAACGCGGACUAGAAAUUAUCUAAUAAUGUUCAGCGUCUACUUAUAGGCCAUAUGCACUUGUUAGGUAUAUAUAAUUUUUAUUCCGUUUUCUACGCGAGGUAGGGAAUCGUUUACAAUGUUACUAAUUAGUGUCACUAUAAUGUUAAUAUUAAAAUCGUUCUUUUUCAAAGUUAUCUUCUUCCUUCAGCCUUUCUUCGUUGUUUUCAGUUCGUAUUCUUUGUCGUUUUGUCUUGUUUCGUUUGAGCUUUCUACAACUUUUCAUACAUAAUUUUUACUUCGUUGAGUCCACUGACGAAUUUGGUUGUGCACGCACUUUUAUACUAACGGUUGAGGAGAUCUUUGUACACGUGAUGUAGCAAGUGGUGUGAUUUGUAUCCAGCCAAUCAACGUUGAGGUUUGAAAGUGUGGGUUGGCGUUGCUAGCUCGUUCCAGCUCUCAAAUUCUGUUUAUUUAAAGCGUUGUCGCACUGGUCGAGUUGGUUCGCUGUUCAAUCCAUCAAUGUUAAAAUAUGUUCACAACUUUGAAAUAUUUAUCAAAAUAUCAUAGUAAAAACUUCAACCUAUACCUAUGUGAACCUUACUUUACGGCAAUUGCUAGAUAGUAUACUUCAAAAUAAGGUUUCCGUUUUUAUAUCAAUUUUUAAAAUAAUUAAAAUAAAUUAGGGUUAGGUUAGGGUUUAGGUUAGGGGUUAGGGCGAGUAUUAGGGUUAGGGUUUAGUUUUGCGUUAGGAUAGUUUUUUCUACGUUAUAAAAACGGAAACCUUAUUUUGAAGUAUACUAUCUAGCGAUCACCCUUACUUUACCUACUAACCUAAAUGUACUUACAAUUUUAUUGAACCAAGAUUUUGAUGACGUAAUGUUAUCAUUACUCAACCGCGCGAAAUAUACCGAAGAAUGAUUGACAGAAAGGCCCUAAGCAUGCACAUUUUCAUGUCAGAGAAGAACCAGCCUUGGACUUUGAAUUAUGUAAACACAACAGCCCACCAUGCAAGGUUAUCGUCCAACUUUGACAGUUUGACAAUCAUUUAUCUUGCCUAAUGGACAGAUAAUUGACACUUUUACACAAGUCCGAAAUGAUAUAUACUUUAUCUGCGUUUUACAGCAAAAAUGCUCAUUAUCUCUCCAUUUGACGUAACUAGUAUCUAUAAUUACCUGGGGUGCAAACUGAACUAUUUUUAUACUAUUUAGAUAUACUUUCGUAACACACUAUACCGGAUAGCUUUCGGUAGCGGCGCGAAAAAACUAUCUGAUACGAAAUGUACAACUUUCAGAAUCGUUUAGAAUUCAUCUAAUAAGCCGCCAGUGUAAAAUCAUGGAAUUUAAUUCUUAGAUCAUUGAAAAAUUUCCAAAAAAUACCUCUAUUAUAAGGUCUAUAAGCGGAAGCGGAUCAACGCUUAACUCGAGAUCACAGUGCGCCGAAUAACCUCUCUUAGAAAAUAAUUACAUAUUUACAUAGGUGAUUAUUGAAAAUUCUCCACGCUGAUUGGUUGGUGAUUAUUUCGCGAUAAUCACCUAAAGAGUUUUUCAAAAUGGCGGCGAGCCAUUUUGUCCAAGUAAAGUGACGAAGAAAUGUGUAUUUUUUCCCCAAAUAAUCACCUAUGAAAUUAUUCUAAAACAAUUAUUCACCUCAGGCUCGGUGAUUAUCGUAAAUAAAACCUCGACUUCGUCUCGGUUUUUAUUCACUGAGAAUCACCUCGCCUUCGGCGAACAAUUGUUAAUUAAAGCGGACAAACAUGAAUGUAAAUAUGUAAAAUUCAAUUUUAACGAAAGUCUAUGAAUGUUUGCAGUAUUUCUAUAUAGUAUAAUUAUAAACGGUUUUUUGAGUUGCAUGCUAAUGAAGAACUGGUUCAGCGAUGCUAAAAUAUUCCGAUUCUAAUACUGGACACUAUAUAGUGGUUCGACUGUAACUAUAGUAGAAUUUAUCCGCAAUCCGUUAUCUGCAAUCCGUAAUCUGGAACCCGCAUUUUCCACCAAAUCCCAAAGAGCAGCUGGAAAACAGGUUUCGUGGCACCCCCACGGAGACCGCAAACUUUGUUUUCAUUAUUUAAUAUCUGCUAACUAUAAGGUGAUCCACUGUAUCACAAAAAACACCAAUGUUGUCAAUCGGUUAACCCGCAGGCCUCUUUAAAAUUGUUCAGUAUUAUGUACUGUAUGUAUGCCACAUCAUUUAUUAAUAGGAAACUGAAAAUCUCAAAUAAAUGUAGAUCUGAUAGUGUAGCUCCUGUCGAGAGACCGACCAGGAGAUGGAAUAAAAUGUUUCCGGUGUAGAAAGGUAUUGAGUUGGUCGCCCCGGUAGGUGCAUCAUAUAAGAAGGUAGAUUACUCUAUGUAUGAGUUGAACGUAUGUAUGAGUAUGAAGCAACAAUCAGUAUAGGUUAAUUGUAUUUGAAUCAAGGCUAUAUAUACCCUUUAAUGUCCUGCAAACGUUUGCGUGAAAUAAAGAUCUAAAUAGCAAAGUUUCCUAAUACUGAUUUGCGUUUGUGAGGAAAAUUUUACAGCUUUGAGAGCACGAUGUGACUACCUGAAAAUAAGAUCAAACUUCGACGUUUCAGAUCCGAAGAGCGAAUUAAUUAAGGCCGUUCGGCUGGACCCGACUAUCUUCCAGACGAGUGGAAACGUCGAUAGUGUUUUUUUGCUCUAUUUUUCAGGUAGUUGAACAUACACGCAAUCCGCAAGUUUCACUUAUUCUUUGCUAUACUUAAAAUUAAGCCGGUUACAGACGAGCAAGUUUUCUAUGACAAGUUUUUAUUCACAAGUUUUACCGGCCAAGACGCCAAGUGCACGUUCGUAUAUGCAACAAGUUUUUCUAUGACAAGUUUUCAUAUGACAAGUUUUAUUUCACGUGUGAAUGUGUCAGAAAAAGUGUUUAUCGCCGCCAUGACAGAAAAAUUAUAAUAGUCCGCUGGCUAAUCACAUCAAAUGCUCAGAUUACUUUGACAAGUUUUCUUUGUUGACCCAUACAGACGAACAAAAUUUGUACUUUGACAAUUUUUUCUAUGACAAGUGCACUUGUUCAAAAGCUAGCAUGCUAGCUUUUGAACAAGUGCACUUGUCAUAGAAAAAAAUGUCAAAGUUGCACGUACAGACGAGCAAAUAAAACUUAUCACAUAAAAACUUGUCAUAGAAAACUUGCUCGUCUGUAACCGGCUUAUAUCAAUAUAUCUCAAAUUGUAUUUUCACUACCUGUAUCAGUUUUGAUCUGAUUUUAAUCGAAAUACAUCUGUACAUAUUUUGUAUAUUCAAUUUUUAUAGCAACCCCGAGCGGUCGUCAGUUCACCAUCAGGUUCACCAAAGCAAGGUAGGAGAUAUUAUCAACUGUAUUCAAAUAUAGAGAUCUGUGUAAUAGUCUGUUGAAUAUUCCGAGGGAUAUUCAUUCCAAGGAGUAUGGUUGUAUAAUUAGCCUUUUUAAAGCCAUUUGACCAGGCCAUGUCCGGCAUUUUGGAUUAUACCUGUCACGUUUUUAGGAAGAGUUACUAUGUUUAGACUUUUGUAAUUUUGUAUUCUUUGUAUUUUAAACUAAACCCUAACCGUUACUCUAAUCCUAACCCUAACUUAAUCCUAACCCUUUCCCUAUAAUCCAAACCCUAAUCCUAACCCUAAAAGUCUAAAAAUAGUAACUGUUCCUAAAUCGCAUCGCGUGAGAAAGGUCAAUUGCUUUCCAGUGGCGGACACUGAGGGCCCAGGAACCCGCCCCCAAUAAUUUCUAAAACCCUUGGAAUGGUAGCUGAAUAACAUUGUAACAAGGUUGUAACAAUAAUUUUUCAACCAUGAAAUCAUUGGUAGACUAUAAAUUAAGGUAUAUUUGCAUGAAAUCAGUAAAGCAAAAAAGUUAGAUAACCAAGAUUUCAUGCAGCUACAGAAGUUGAUCACAUUCAGGCAACCUAAAUAGACCUUUCCCCUUAUGAGUGAAGUUUUGAUCUAGAUAUGCCUGGACAAAAAUUUCAUCACAGCUUGAAAGAGCAUCACAAAAUUAGUAAUAUUCCGAAGUUUCGUUGCGAAAUGUUGGAUAAUAUAGCCUUGCGAAGUUUGCCGUUUUUCAGUCAUUUUGUAUUACAAACGGGAAAUUGAUAAUCAGAUGAUCAAACUGAUUAUCAAUUUCCCGUUUGUAAUACAAAAUGACUGAAAAACGGCAAACUUCGCAGGGCUAUAUUAUCCGCAUUUUACAACAUUUCGCAACGAAACUUCGGAAUAUUACUAAUUUUGUGACGCUCUUUCAGACUUUCGUCUAGAUCAAAAUUUCACUCAAAAGGGGAAAGGUCUAUUCGCCCCGCCCAAUAUUUCGCCCCCCCCCCCCAUGCACCCAAUAUUUCAAAGUGUCAACCACUGUUGCUUCCUUCUCUUACAUACCCCGUCUGCGUUACGGAGGCAUUUCGCUUACAUAAACUUGCUAUUAUAACGGUUCGAUUAGUAUAGAAUAUAUUUUUUUAAAAAUGAAAUACUUUUUCUUUGUAGGUCGGUCACCACGCGAGGUAAAGAUUGUUUUAACUCUAUAAUUGAAAGGCCAGGGCUCAUUAAUUUUAUUUAGUGCCUGCGAGCAAAAUUCAUACAUCUUUUAAUAACCCAUCUCUUCUCCAGUAAAUAUUUGCCAAUUGGUGAAGUAAUUUUUUGGAAACUUAUUCCAUAUUUGUGAAAUGAUUCCUCAUUCAUUUAUUUUCUCACCACAGCCACAAAAAUUAUACCGGGUGUCCCCCCAAAAAACUGGACACUGUUUGAUUUCAAUAAAUAAUUUCAUGGAACGUAAAAGCUAUCGUAAUGAAAUCAUUGCAUUCAGAAAGGACUAACUUAGAUUUUGAUAAAUAACACUUAAAUUUACAUACAUCGGAAAUUAUAAGAUUGUUUUAUGCUAAUUUUUGGCAUUUUCAAAAACAGUAGUUCAACGUUCAAACAUCAAUAGCGCAGUCAAUAUUGCAUGUAAAUUCAAAUCGUAUAUAUCAAAAUCUAAGUUAGUCCGUUCUGAAUGCAAUGAUCUUUAUUUCAUUGCGAUAACUUUUAUAGCUUUUACGUACAUGAAAUCAAAAUAUACACCAGGUAUAUUUUGAAAGUCCUGAUAGAGCUACUGUAAGUACUGCAAAUAAAAGUUAUGUCCAUAUUUCUUAUGAUCAGUAUUACACUUCUCUUAUGUAUAUAUAUGACUAUUCAUCACUUAAUUUCUUCAGAUAUCACCGCAUACGGAGACACUGGAAGAAGUUUUAAAAACCUCCAACGGAACAACUUUCUAUGUGUUAACAUGUCCUGGAGACUACGGCUUUCCUACGUCAUCAGUGAGCGCUCGUAGUAUGAAAACCUCGAUGACAUUUUUCACUGAUGAUGCACCAGGUAUACUUAAGAGGUGAAAGGUUUCUGUAGAUGGGAAUUAGGCAUGCGAGUUGUGAAUUGGGUACAAAAAAACGUUGGCCAAAUUUGUCUUUUGUGCAAAAAGGUAGCUACCCGCGGUUCCAAUGCAGCACUCUGAGCAUCGAGCAACAGAAUGCAGUGCAGGCCAAGAGCAAGGGACUGGUUCGCUAUAUAGGAUGAUAGGAUAGUUAUCAAAUAAUGCGUGCUUCUUGUUCAAUGGUUAAAGUCGAUAUUUUCUCAUAGAUUUGGAUGAUUAUAACACAUUGUAUACAGAAAAGAUCAUCAUUAAAGAAGAUCUAUUUUUGGAGCUCAGAAAAUUGUGAGUCUUACUGUAACUUGUCUUUUUGCAUGCCAUAACUGUAGAUUUAUGGUAUCAGGUUUCCCAUGACCCCCGUAGCAAACAUUGAACAGAAGUAUAUAUCACAGGGUUCGUUCGUACGGGGCCGGGCCCCCCUUCAUUUUACUCCACAUUUUCUCUCCCUUAAAUUUAGAUAUCAUGUUAUUCUAAUGUCUUUCUCCCCAUGCAAAUAAACAUAUUUUAGUUUACGAAUGCAAUUUUUGGAGUCGUUGGAAACAUGGAAAAUCGAAGCAAUGGAACGAGCCAAUAGUGUUGUCGCAGCCAAGGUAUACUGCGUGUUUGAGCGUUUUAAAGUGGUGUACAUAAUAUAUUUAAGCCCCGAUCAAACGAUGACGAGAGUUGUUUAGAUUUAAAUAACAAAAUGAGGUUUGAUGAGUGUUCCAACUGCGUUUUGACCUUAAAUAGAAUACAUGAUAGUGUUGGGAAAGCAUUACUAGUAAGAACAGCCCUGGAACAGCUAACCGAGGUCCAUUGGUGUGGGAGCCCCUGUUGACCGUUGUCAUUUUUUGACUGAGAUAUUAUAUUUAUAUUGAAUAUUUUUUAUUGAAUGUUCUGGAAAAUUCCGUGUCUAUAACAAUAACAUGACAGGCUCCAACACAUGUAACAACUAAUAAGAAUAACUUUUGUUUCAUUUGAGAUGGAAUAAAAAAUCAGCUGCCGUUGUCGAUGGAGCAUAGAUAUCUUAUAUACACUAGAUAGCGCAUCUCUUUUUAGUAAAAUUGAAGCCAAGAAUAUUCCAGCGGUUACCCCCAUUUGAAUAGAUGGCGGCUGGAGUUUCCCACUCGCUAAUAAACGCUUAAAAAACAACAAUAACUUUCAUCAUUUGAAUAGUUUGAAAAUGUAUUUGGAAUAGGUUUAACUUAAUGUUUAAGUUCCCUGUUUAAGAAAUAGAAAUCACGACUUCAAUUUUUGAAUUGCAGAAUAAUUAGAUGCACUAUCUAGUGUAUAUAAGAUAUCUAUGCGAUGGAGGCUUUAUUAUUUAGCAUUAUUAAUUUUGCAUUUUUCCAUUGAUUCUUAACCUGCAUUUUUUACGUUUUCUAAUUUUCUGGGCGAUAGGCCGUGGCUGAUGGGUGCCCCUAACUGCCGGGGGCCGUAUAACUGCCGAGGGCCCUUGAACUAACCCUAACCAAUGAGCGUUACGCCACUGUCAAGGUCGCGUGAUUAGCCAACUCUCUUGCACUCUCAUCCUCGUUUCAUCGAGGCGUUAGAUCCAAACAAAUCUCAAAUAAAUUUUCAUAUUCAGGUGGAGGAGCUGAACAGUGAAUUAGAUUUACGACUGCAUCUUCAUAAACCUCGUCCUGCUCGCGCCGAACAAGAUGUUCAUAAUGUCAGAGCCGGUAAGGGCAGGUUCAAGUUGUUUCAUACAGUAAUAAUACAACCCAGCUUUUGUUUAUUUCUUCAUGGCAAUCUCUUGACAAGCUAAGACGAGCAAUAUUUCAUUGAAACCGUAAAUCCACCAUUAAUCCCCUUUUGGACAAACCCCCAUUUCUAACUUGUUUGUCUGUCUGGGAUUAACUGGGUCGUAAACACAAUUAAUCCAGUUCAAUUGGGGCUUUGCUUUGCACAGGUAUUCCAGUUCAAUUGGGGCUUUGCUCUGUUGGACCACCGUUCAUCUGUUAAUAUUUAUACGAUGAUACAGCUAUUAAAACUAAAACUACAAAUGUCCUUUUGUACAUCCUAGUACAUCUUUUUGUACAUUGCUCUAACCAAUGAACUCUUACUGGACUACUCAAUCGAGUAAACCCACGACCCUCGGCAGAGCGUUGAUUGACUCUUUAUAACUGGACUACUCAAUCGAGUAAACCCACGACCCUCGGCAGAGCGUUGACCGACUCUAUGCAGCGAGUAAGUGGUGUGGUAAUAACCCACGAUCUCACAGGUGAACGACAAUCGCUCUGACGAGUAAGGGAGGGGGCAAAUCUUCCUGUGAGCACAACCUGGACAUAAAAAGGUUCCGUUGGACAAGCAGAGUAUUUUUGUGCUAAAUCCAGCCAUACGUAAGCACUGUUUGCCGAGCAUGGUUUUGAAUUUCAGAAAUAAAUUCGUCUGCUAACCAUGGCUACCACUGGACGAAGGGCCUUCGCCAAUCUCGUUCCCAGAGUAUGCCUGUUCGCGGGUUGUGUAGUGGCAUGAUACAUAACCCGCGAACAGACAUACUCUGGGAACGAGAUUGGGCCUUCGCUCGAAACGUCGAAAUUCUGCUUAUAUUUUUAGGUAGUUGUUUUUCCUAUUGUAUAAAGAUUGCUAUCAUAAAUUAUUAGGCCCAUUUUCUUCAAAUUUCAACUUAUAAAUCUUCAACCUAAAGCAUUUCUUGUGGCUUUUGAAAAUACCUGUUAGCAGUGCUCGCGAGCUCGACUAUGUUUCCACCUCUGCUGACGAAUAUGCCAUUAUGUUUCAGCUGAACUAGUGAUGCAUCAAGAACGUGUGGAGCGCCAUUCGAAAGGAAUCACGGCUACAUUAAAUGAGUUUAAAACCAGAUUUCAAACCAUGAUUGAAGAACAUAAUGAUGAGGUAUUCCAUUCAUUUUAACGACCCACACUUCUCUCUCGAGAAGUGAACUUGCCUGUCGUUGUGCGGCAGAGGUACAAAAACGUAAAAAUCCCACAACAAGAUGUGUUCGCAACAGGCUUCUAGUGGUAACAAUGCUGUUAUUUUAUCAAGUUGCUACAAGGUUGUCACUCACAACGUGUUGACAAAUUGUUAAAACAACUUGUAACAAGUCUGUCGGGCUCAACAACCUUGUAGCAAGUUGUCAACAAGGCGUUGACAACUUGUAAACAAGCUGGGAACAAGCGGUGCGAACACAUCCUGUUGACAAGUUGUUGGAACAGCAUUGUUACAAGUCUGAUGCAGGUUUGUUACAACUUGUGCGUAAGGCGCAUUAGGACGUAUCGCGGCUUUAUAGCUUAACUUAAUAAAUUAAAACCUACUAAUUUUGAUGUUGUUAAAAUAUUCCAUGCUUAUCAUUUUGUUCUAUUUGACAGACAGAUAAGUUUAAAAAAGCAGUGCAAGCUUUGGAGGCAACAUUUACAUCUGCUACCAAAACGCAUGAGUAAGUACAAAUCAUAUGUGAUGAUGUCAUGAUGAACCAGAGUGGCGACCUUAGAUCAGCGCCGAUGAAGACACAGACUGAACUCUUCACUGGAAUGUAAUUUGUUCAGGAAUUAGAUUAAUUUACUAAAGGCCCUGUCACACUAUUGCGUAUCGCACUAGCGUAUGCCAGCGUAUGAAAAAUAUCACUCAUACGCCGGUAUAUGCUGACACACGCUAGGGGUAGGUUAGGCAUAGGUUGUAUACGUUUCAAGCACGGUCGCAUACGGUGGCAUAAGCUGGAAUACGGUGAAGCAGAAAAUUUUUUUAAGCAUGCUCAAAAAUUUUGUGCGUAUUCGGACGUAUGUAAUGGUUUAUACGAUAAGCAUUCUGUGCUCUAGGAACACGCUGAAUACGCUAGAGGUACGCCAGAUGUACGGUAUCAUACGCUGCCAUUUCAAAGGAUUUUUGUGCGUAUGAAACUUAUUACAUUAAUUUUCAUACGCUUCUCAUACGUUUCUCUCAUACGCAAUAGUGUGACAGGGCCUUUAAACCAGAGUAGCGCAACAUACCUGAUAUCGUACCAGGUUGGUUGCUGUGAACUUUAAUUUACCAUACUACUUUACCGUGUAAAAAUCACGGAUGGUAAAAACCAAUAAUUUGUGUUUCUAGACUCGUAGCAAUUCAAGAUCAUGUCAGUGGGCAAAAGGAUGGAUACAUGAAUCAAAUUCGAAUAUCGUUAAGAAAGUUUCGUCAAGAUUUGGAUGGCAUGCUGUCCUCUCUAAGAAAUUCCAAUGCAAGAUUUCGAAAGUCUUUUAAGUAUGUUUGGAUCGUAUUUUUCUUCUUAAGCCUUGGGCAAACUUGAAAAUUUCGAUGUUUCCCUGUUUUCCCCAUUGCUGUAGUAACAAAAUUUUCUUCCCAGAAACAAAAACGUUUCCCAGCAACGUCAGAAUGUAUUUUCCCCCUCCUGGUUUGCCCGCCUUCGGAAAGCAUGGCUAGGAAACAAUGUUUCUUGACUUGCCCACCUUCGGGAAACAUGGCUAGGAAACAAUGUUUCCUGGUUUGUCCACCUUCGGGAAACAUGGCUAGGAAACAAUGCUUUGCCCACCUUCGGGAAACAUGGCUAGGAAACAACGUUUCCUAGUUUGCUCACCUUCCGAAAACUUGGCUAGGAAACAAUGUUUCCUGGUUUACAACUUUCAGCAUGUUGCUGUCUAUUUCUAUUCUAUACACCAAUAUCGUUGUAAUUUCAGGGUUUUCUCAGAGGGUGGUAAUUUUUCAUUGGAUGAAGUUGAAGACUACAGAAAAAAACUGGUAUGGUACAUUCACAUUUAACUGAUCUAAUCCUUCAUCAUAUGUCAAUACAAUAUGUAUAUCAAUCAGGGUCACUAUCUUGACCAUUCUCCGAUUCGUCACGAGGCAAAUGGUGUCUCCAAAGAAAGUACAUGUGCAUGCAGACAACAUGAAACUUUAGAUUUCAGAAAGUUGCACAACCAGUUAUCAAACUCAUAUCACAGAAAUGGUGUACGAUAUGUGUGACAACUGAAUGGUAUCCUUUUGUAACGUUUUUGGCUAGGGGUAGAUAUUUAUUUUUUAAUUGACAUUUUAAGGUUGGGUAAAUAAAAAUUUUGACUUUUUAAUGGUUGGAUCUGCAAAAUUUUUACCAAGAAAAACAUUUCUCUUUGGUGCCCCACCCCUCCACCCCGCCAUAAAUAAUGACCGGUUCCUAAUAACUUGUCUUUGCAGUCUGAUACUAAUAGUCUUAUUAUAGUUAUUCAUAUUAUCAGUGGUGAUGUGCUUAAGUAUCCAUUAAUUCCACCAACCUUAGGAACGUAUGGCAAACAAGAUCGACCAAGCAGAAGGAACAAUUAUGGCAGAACUUGAAGGCAUGGAGUCCAAACGCUAUGAAGCUGCUCACGAAUAUGCAGGCAAACUAGAUGAUAGGUAGUAAAAUAUUUUGUCAUUAGAAUGAGUUGCUACACGGUGCAACCUGUCUCGCGGGUUCAGUGUGCUAUUAAAUCAUCCUUACUUGCAGUUGAGAGUUAAGCUGAAUGGAUAUGAUUCCAGCUUUUGACUAAAUUUUGAUCUAGGCAAGAAGAACAAAUUCCAUCACCACAGCUAGAAAGAGCAUGUUAAAAUUAGUAAAAUUGCAAAGUUUGGUUGCGAAACGUUGUAAAAUGAGGAAAUAUAGCCCUACGAAAUUUGCAAAUUUUAUAUUAAAGCCCCGUUUACACUACGCUCAAUUUUUGGUACGGCACGGAUAAAAUUGGUACCCGUACCACUUUUUUGGUUCUUGGACUACCUAUUUAGGUAGUCCAAGAAGGUAGUACAAGAACCAAAAAGUGGUACGGUACCAAAAAUUGAGCGUAGUGUAAACGGGGCUUAGCUAAAUAGGUAGUCCAAGAACCAAAAAAAGUGGUACGGGUACCAAUUUUAUCCGUGCCGUACCAAAAAUUGAGCGUAGUGUAAACGGGGCUUAAUUUUCUAUUACGCAAGGGAAACUGUACCACUUUCGGCCCAAAUGUGGUGCAUUUUCCCGUGCGUAAUACAAAUUAAUUACAAAAUGUGCAAAUUUCGCAGGGCUAUAUCUUUCUCAUUUUACAACAUUUCGCAACCAAACUUUGCAGUUUUACUAAUUUGAACAUGCUCUUUCUAGCUGUGGUGAUGGUUUUCGUUCUUCUUGCCUAGAUCAAAAUUUAGUCAAAAGCUGGAAUCAUCCAUUGCGAAGGAUGCAGUUGAACCUGAUCGGCCCGAUGGCUUUCUAAAUGAGGACGACUCUGGCAGCCACCUUAUGACUCAUGUCUGAUCACGGAGCAAAGCUAUGGUGGAAGAGUCAGUUUUGGGGGGUUAUUCCAACCCACCCUGUCAACAUUCCCUGUGGGAGGAAACCGGAGCACGCGGAGAAAACCCACGACUUUCGGCAGAGUGUUGACAGAAUGACAGACUCUUUUCACAUGAGUCCGCAGCGAGAAUUGAGCCCACGAUCUCAGAGGUGAAAUACGCUUGCUCUUGCGCCACCGUAGCCCCCAAAUACUUCUAAAGUGUUCUCUAGAGAUAUCGAGUAAGGGCUUCGUACACAAGAAAACCUAAGUACUGGAGAACACCUGGAAGCAUUCUUCCAAAAUGCGAUUAAGAAGAAAUUUUGAUUUAGAAAAGUAGACAUUGCAGGAAUCGAACUCCGUGAUAAAAGGCACAUACAGUUCUCUAUUAAGCGGCCCUCCAUUAAGCGGCCACCCUCUAUUAAACAGCCACAUAUCGAAGUCCCGAAAGUUUUGUAAUACAAAUUCUAUAAACUAUCCCUCUAUUAAACGGCCACUUCUAUUAAGCGGCCGCGGCCACCUAAAGAGCGGUCCCAAAUGAUGUUUUAUGUCAAUUUUUACCUCUAUUAAGCGGCCAGCCUGCAGGAUUUACUUGGCACAACACCUUGUCAAGAGAGCCGAAAAUAAAAAUCGAGCUAAUUUGUUUUAUUUAUAAAAUAAGGCUUAAAAAUUAUGUUUUAACACAUGCCACUUUACACCUCAAAAGCUUUACACCUCAAAAGCACUGACUACGCCCAGGGUCUAUUAUUUGCGUGCCUCUAUUUAGUGGCCACCUCUAUUAAGCUGCCACAAAGCCGAUUCCCGAGGGUGGCCGCUUAAUAGAGGUUCGACUGUAUAACCGUACCAUGCUGCCAGAAUGUCAUACACUGGCCAGUUAACAAAAGUCCCCCUACUAUUUUUAUUUGAUUAGAUUUAAACAUCAUCUCUUUGACUUAACAUUCAUGGAAAAAUCAUCGAGAUGGACAACAAACACACAAGUUAAAAUUAAGACCGAGGUAACGAUUAAACAUCUCACAAGCAUUCAUAUGAAUAGCUCUGUAGUUAGUAUAGCUACAUGUAUGUAGGCUCUGUUCACGACCAAACCUUUCGACAUUCCAAUCUAGCUUCUUCAUCAGGGGUCACCAAGACACCUAAUGAAGACGUUUGACCUGCUUGCAUUCUGAUUUUUUUCUCCAUAUUCAGGUGGCCAAAAGCAAUUCUCAAGCGAAGAAUUUGGUGAUAACCCUGGCUAAAAUUGAGCGUCAUAUCGAUGCGGUGAGAAACCCAAAUCUCGACAAAGAGGUAAUUCAAAUCUAA
Paramuricea clavata is the source of this 36172-nucleotide messenger RNA. Lineage: Eukaryota; Metazoa; Cnidaria; Anthozoa; Malacalcyonacea; Plexauridae. The record is from the annotation of a GenBank genome assembly.